AUGGAAAGGUCCUCGUCGUCGUCGGGCGCGACCUCGACAAGCGGCGACUCGUCGUCCGCCGCGAAGGUUUCUCCGUUGACCGUCCUCAUGAACUCGAGCGACUCGACGGGGUCGGGCCACAUCUUCCGGAUGAUUGGGCCUGUGUGAGACCUCCCUUGCCGUCGAUCAUCUUGCGUUGGCGGGGCGUCUGUAGAGCGUCGUCGCGGCGUUUUAGGUCCGGGCCGCGGGCGAGUACGUCGAGUCGGGCAACGCCGACAUCCGCUACGCGAUCAAGUACCAGACGGAGUUGAGGAGAAGGUACUGCUGCUGCUGCGUCAUCGUGCUGGUGGUGUUGGCCGUCAUACUCAUCUACCUCGCGGUCACGAACCCGCGGCUCUUUAAGAAGAUUAAAUAAGCUAC
Pelagomonas calceolata is the source of this 399-nucleotide messenger RNA. The record is from the annotation of a GenBank genome assembly. NCBI's taxonomy places the organism in Eukaryota, Pelagophyceae, Pelagomonadales, Pelagomonadaceae.